UUCAUCAGUCAGUCUCUAGGCUGAGUGAAACUUCAGACUAAAGAAAUGAAUGAUAAAUUGAGCAAUGCAACUCAACAAGGAUAUUUGCAGCAGAACUUAUACCCACCAUUACAACCAUAUCCUUCCAUGCUGGAAGAAAAACUGCCUCCACCAUAUUUUGAACAAGGAGCUCAUCAAACAACUCCAACUUUCAUAGUUGUUACACAGCCACCAAGUGCUACCCAAGUGGUACAGCAUCAGCCCAUUGGUGACUAUUAUUACACACUAUCUAUCUUGAUGACUAUUUUCUGUGUCAUGUGUGGAUUUUGGCCAACAUUAUUCUGCACCCUUCCAGCCUUUUUCAUCUCUUUAUCAGCUCGUGAUUCAGCUACUCGAGGUGAUUUCAACGGAGCUCAAAAAAAGGGAACGAUUUCACUGAUUUUAAAUAUUGCAGCUGUUGUGACUUAUUUUAUAGUCGUUAUAGCAAUAGUAAUUCUUGGAUCAGUAGAGGAGUGAUUUAGCUUACAAUGUGUGUGUGUGUGUGUCUGUGUGUGU
Molecule: messenger RNA, 534 nt
Organism: Amphimedon queenslandica
Lineage: Eukaryota; Metazoa; Porifera; Demospongiae; Haplosclerida; Niphatidae
Exons: 5
Coding region: 46-495 (149 amino acids)
Cellular component (GO): membrane
Source: RefSeq, a predicted model, not a curated record